AUGGAUCUCUCCGACCUUACUUCUAUUAAACCAGCUGUUGAGGGCUUUACCACUCAGGAAUCGCGUAUUGACGUGCUUAUCAAUAAUGCUGGUGUGAUGUUUCCACCGGAUGGGAGCCGAGAUGCCCAGGGAAACGACUUACAAAUGGGAACAAACUGUUUAGGCCCUUACCUUCUUAUUCGGGUUCUCUGGGCUGGAUCAAUUGCCGUCCACGUUGGCACUCCCAACCGACAAGGUAUCAUCAUCGAUGCUAACGGUCAGCCUGAGGACAAAGGCGUCAAGGCAAAUUAUGGCCAGACUAAAGUCGGCAAUGUCUUCAUAGCUCGUGAGCUCGCUAAAACAACUGCAGAAACCGGCGUUGUUCAUGCUGCGUUCAAUCCUGGUAAUCUUCGCACAGAGCUUCAGCGACACUGGACGGGCCUUGAUCAUUGGAUAGUUGACAAGACGAUUCUAUAUCCGCCAAUUUUUGGAGCAUAUACCGAGUUAUGGACAUCACUUGCCCCUGAGCUGGCGCCAGACAGAAGCGGAGCUUACGCCUACCCCUGGGGGAGACUAGGUGCCCUUCCAGAUGGGAUAGAGGAAUCCUUAACCCACAGUGGGAUCUCAGAGAGAUUUUUACAGUGGUGUGAGAGUCAGACGAGGGAAUUUAUAUAAUCUACUUAAUAUUCUUACAUACAGUUUAUAGCUAAACUACUGCGGC
Molecule: messenger RNA, 700 nt
Organism: Xylaria bambusicola
Lineage: Eukaryota; Fungi; Ascomycota; Sordariomycetes; Xylariales; Xylariaceae
Exons: 4
Coding region: 1-654 (217 amino acids)
Source: RefSeq, a predicted model, not a curated record